This is a messenger RNA of Notolabrus celidotus (New Zealand spotty), 3176 nucleotides long. RefSeq lists its product as uncharacterized. Gene Ontology annotation, cellular component: cytoplasm. The record is from RefSeq and is a predicted model, not a curated record. NCBI's taxonomy places the organism in Eukaryota, Metazoa, Chordata, Actinopteri, Labriformes, Labridae. Gene Ontology annotation, biological process: regulation of translational fidelity. Bases 78 to 2687 code for a protein of 869 amino acids. Gene Ontology annotation, molecular function: tRNA binding; nucleotidyltransferase activity; double-stranded RNA binding. The transcript is spliced from 9 exons.
GUCACACGCAGUAUAAAGCUGCAUGAGUGCAGCGCUAUGGAGCAGCAGACUGAAAUCUUCAGAAAUUUACUCCAGCCAUGACUCAACUCCAGUCGCUGCAUGUGUCCGUGGGCAUAUUGAGCAUCUCUGGCGGUUCCCUCGUACUUUUGGUGAACAAUUAUGCCAGCUCACCUGAAAAAGACUUCAUCCCCCACACUGCACUGGGGAUUCUGCUCCUCAUCAUUGCAGCCCUUCUUGCUUAUGCAGGUAUCCGUCACAGUCUGUCCCACGCUCAGCUGUUUUCUUCUCUGUGUCUCACCAUCGCUGCUCUGUGGUGUGGUUCAGGUCUGGUCUACAUCCUGGUGGGUCAGGGUGUGCUUAAGUCCACAGAGCUGAGAUCCUCCCUAGUCCCAGCCCUUGCAGCCUUUACCUUAGCUCUGCUUAUUAUAGGCAGUGUAGCAGCUGUAGCAAAGAAAACUGUUCUGUGUCUCAUUGCUGUUGGAAUUAGCUUUGCGUGUGCACAUCAAAUUGCAGGUUUAUCAGCUGCAGGUUUCGGUCAGUCUGCCACUGCUGCAAACUACCUUUUGGUUUGUGUUGUGGGAGUUUACUUUGGUUUUGGACGUCUGCUGUCGAUCAUCACUCAUGGUAAAGUGGAGGCUCCAGGAACAAGCCUGAAAAGAAAACCUGAUCCAAAAGCACAGCAAAUCAAAAGCUGUGGGGAUCUAGAGUCAGUAGGUCUGGUGAUGAACCUGCUGUCCGCCUCUGUGUUAGUCUGUCCUCUGUUAGGCGUGGUCCCCCAGCUCUCUGUGGGUCAUGUCCCCUGGCUGUGGACCGCUGGUGUCUUCCAGCUUGGGAUGUGUGUCCUCUUCUACCGAGCCAUGGACACACUAGCUGCUACUUUUUACGGUUUUACUGCUUUGCUAAAGUUUGCAGAGGGCUACAGCGCUCUGCUAUCAUUCUACACAAUUCAACCUCUCUCCCCUGUUCCCUUCCCUGUUGUCUUCUCUGUGCUCUUCUCCAUCCUGGCUCUGUUCAGUUGUCAGAAGAGUAUGCUGGAGGGGCUCUACCAAUUAUUCUUUACAGCUUAUUGUAUUGCCAUUGCUGCCCAGCCUCAAGGCUUCUUCCAAGGAGGCACACAGGGUGUACAGGGCGCUAUUUUUGUAAUCUCUGCUGUAAUGCUUUUAGUCACCACCUACAAUAUGGUCGCCACCACAAAGAUUCCUGUAGGUCAAAGCUGUUUCAAGACCUUAACUACCCAGAUGCGGGGUGUUACUCUCAGAGCCGAUAAAGAGCUGCAUGCACCCUACCUAGGCUACUCCAAGUAUGCAGAUGCAGAGGUGUUAGGCCAUGCCUGCAGUGUUCUUGCUGCUUUUGCCAUGACAGCCUCAGUUGGAGACAGAAACCCCCUGUCUAUGUUGGUUCUUCCCUGGGUGGUGGUAUCUGGAGGGGCUCUCCAGCUGCUCUGUGGAUCGGUAGCUUUUGCACGAGGUAAAACCUUUGAGAGCACAGUUUUUAUAUUCCAAGGGAUGAUGUGGACAGUGUGGGGGUUAACACGAUACGGUGGCUUGUAUGGGGAAACCAGGGGCUUUAAUGUGGCUGUGGGGAUAAUUAGCUUCAUGCUGUUCAACUGUUUAGUGACAGUUGCAGCACUGUUUUUAAGUGUUGCCUGGUUUGCAUACUCCCUCACUUUCCAGCUAAUUCUGAUAAGCUUUCUGCUGGAUGCUGUCGGUGCUCUGCCUUAUGGUUAUGACAUAGGAGUCACCAUCAUCUUUGGUCUUGUUGGUUUUUACUGCUUCCUGGCACAUAUGUUCAACAGUACCUUCCAGAGCCCACAGAUCCCCUUAGGAAAACCCUUAGUUAGACUGAGUGGAGUUGGAGGAGGAGCAAAUAUCUGUCCCCAUGUACCAGCCCGUAAGGCAUCAUCUGUGAAGCAGAUUGCAGAAAUCAUGAAAAAUGGCGGCAUAUGUGGAAUGCCAACUGAUACAGUAUAUGUGCUGGUGGCAGCUUGCAACAGACCUGAUGCAGUGGUCAAAGCUUUCAAGGUGAAGAAGCAGGCACAGGACCGACCCAUGUCUAUGUGGAUCUCCUCUAUCAAGCAGCUGGAGCCAGUGCGUCAUCUCCUGAGCCCUCUGCUGCUGGACUUCAUGGAGGCUGCAUGGCCCUCCUCCAUUAGCAUGGUUAUACCCAGAGGGCCCUGGAUGGACAUCUUUGGUUUAGGAGACGCUGCCAAGCACAUCGGGACUCCACAAAGCAUUGCUAUAAGAAACCCAGACUGCUCAGUGGCCACACAUCUUAUUAAUCUGGUGGGGCCCAUCGCUGUGACCUCAGCCAACCCCACAGGCGAGGCAGACACAACUCAUCACAACCAAGUUUAUGCCAAGUUAGGCGACAAGGUGGAGGGAGUAUUGUGUGAUGGACCCUCCCCAGAGAAUAUUGCAUCUACAGUGGUUGACUGCACCAAGAUUGAAACAGGACACAUUGGUUUCUUCAGAGUUGGUCUCAUUCCUAAAUCAAAGGUUCUUCAAAUCUUUGAGGACGUCCAGAAGCGGCACAUACAAGGGCAAACAAACCCUGCUUUUGAAUAUGAUCUGCAACCGACGGACACACAAAGUGACAGAAGUUUAGCAGACGACGACACGGCAGAAGAGACAGACGGAGCACACACGGUUUCUUCUGAGCCAAGUCCAGAUGUCAGCAAUGAGUCAUAAUGAAAACGUAGUGCUCAUAUCGCUGCCAAACCUAAUGUUUAUAAUGUACAUGUACACAGGUAGCUGGAUUUGAACACAUAUACUGUAUAUCACAUGGCUGGACAUUCAAUUAUUUAUAUCUUUGUUCAUGGAGUCAGGUACAGCAAAAUACUGUAAAACACAUCAGGCUGCAUUGAAUUAAUAAUGAAUAUAAUUUAUUUUUUACAAUGUUGCAUUUUUUUUUUUUAUUAAUGUAUUCUGAAUGUUUGAAUGGAAUUUGUAUUUGAAUUUAUUGUAUAUACUUCUCAUUAGAAGACAAACAUUAAAUUAUUUCCAAAAACUGCUUUUAGUUCCUCGUGCAAUAAUGUUUGAAAACUUUUCUGACAUUUGAUUUUCUCAGAUUUGAGAAACACAUUCACAUUUGUUCAUUUACAGACCACUGUCUAACAUAAGAGAUAUGCAUUGUUUUUAUUCUGUCCCUGUCUAAUAAAAAACACCCUUCUGAAGCAU